This is a messenger RNA of Didymodactylos carnosus, 891 nucleotides long. NCBI's taxonomy places the organism in Eukaryota, Metazoa, Rotifera, Eurotatoria, Philodinida, Philodinidae. The record is from the annotation of a GenBank genome assembly.
AUGGAACUAACUGAUUUGGAUACAUCCGACAGCUAUUUACAAAAAGAAUGGUUAGCACGAAAAGUACAUUCAAAGGGCAAACAAUCAAUACGAAGUGCGUUUCAUAUGGUUGAUUCAAAAUCGGCUAAACCAUCACUCAAUGUUUCUUCUGCAUCACAAAUUAAUCCUGAAUUUAAUUCAUUAAGUAUGAAUUCAUUACAAUCAACAAGAAUAAGGGACCAGAAAUUAUUAUUAUCAGCAAACGAGAGUAUCCCAAGAAAAGAUCCAUUUUUGAGAACUAUCUUUAACUGUUUAACUUCACAGUUUUAUAAGAUAUGGAUAUGUGGUUUUAUUAUUGGUUCAUUAUUAAUUGCUUGUAUAGCAUUAGCCGUUAUUCUUAGUUUUUAUUUAAAAAAAUCACCAGCAUCAACAACAGUAACAGUAUUUCCUUAUCAAUCUUGUUCAUUAGCAGGUGCAGCAACAACAUUAUUAUUCAGCCUAGCGAAUGUAUCAGCACAAACAAAUUAUUCAUAUCACAGUUAUAUUUAUACAGCAAAGUCAACAACCGCAACUAUAAUGUUUGACUUUCGUCAAGAUCCAGAUGCCUAUUAUUUAGAUAAUGUACAAGCGAUAGAUACAGUGUAUAAUUAUGAUGUUUUAUCCAAUGGUGAUUUUGAAUGGGGUACUCUCUCACCAUGGUUACAAGGAACAGUUAGUAGUGGUACAGAAUAUUAUUAUGAUCCAACUGUUUGUAAGGACUACAAUUGUUAUAGAGAAAUUAUUAUGGGUCAAACAGCUAACGUUCAUCAAACAUUUUCAACAGAUAUCGGGCAAAAACUCAAUAUAUCAUUUUAUAUAAAAAGUGGUGGUGGUCCAUUAAAUUUUGCAGAUUGUUGUAUCUAUCCUUUCUAA